AUGGACGGCCCCAAGGUGGCGCUUGUGACAGGCUGCUCUGAGGGGGGUAUCGGGGCGGCUUUGUGCGAGGCCCUGCUCAAGCGGGGGUGCCGUGUCUUUGCCACCGCGCGGCGGCUGGAGAGUAUGACGAAGUUGGAGGCGCUUGGGUGCUGUGUGGUACAGCUGGACGUGUGUGAGGAGGCGUCCAUAAGGGACUGUGUGGAGACGGUGGUGGCAAAAGCGGGCAGGGUGGAUAUUCUGGUCAACAACGCGGGCGUCGGCGCCGUCGGCCCUCUGAUGGACCUCCCAAUGGAGGCCAUGCGCCAGCUGUUUGAGACCAAUGUGUACGGGACAGUCGCUGUCAGCCAGGCCGUCUUUCCAAUUAUGGCGAAGCAGGGGGGGGGCACGAUUGCCAAUAUUGGCAGCAUUGUUGGAUGGAUGGCCACCCCCUGGACCGCCGCAUAUUGCGCGAGUAAGGCCGCGAUCCAGUCCCUGAGCGACAGCAUGCGCCUCGAGAUGAAGCCGUUUGGAGUCGACGUGGUCCUGAUCAAUCCGGGGGUGGUCGAGACUAACCUUGGGCAGAACAACGCCAGCCGCCAGCACCUCAAUCGAAACGGCCACUUUGCGCCGUUCGAGGAGGCAAUCCGGACAAAAGCCGUGUUCGCGCACAAGCGAGGCGCGACGCCGGCAAAUGUCUUCGCCGAAAAGGCCGCGGCGACCCUUCUGAAGCCUAAGCCCCCCCGGCACUGGUUCUUUGGCCAACAUUCUUUGACCCUCUUCAUAGUUAGCCACGUGUUACCACUGCUGUGCCGAGACUGGAUCCUUGCACGUCAGUUCGGCUUGAACGUACGGAUAACGGGCAGCCAGGCACCUACUUAUUGGAAGGGAAAUCGACCAAACAGUGGAGACGAGUCGAUGGGGCGCCUGACCCCCGCCGGCUCAUCCUUCUAG
Molecule: messenger RNA, 930 nt
Organism: Klebsormidium nitens
Lineage: Eukaryota; Viridiplantae; Streptophyta; Klebsormidiophyceae; Klebsormidiales; Klebsormidiaceae
Source: the annotation of a GenBank genome assembly